AUGUCAUUCGGGGACGAACUGCGCUUAGUGGACGCAGACAGUUCACAACAACACCGGAAGCGCAUGUAUUUGGCCGCAAAGGUCAGGUAAGCUUGGCUUUUGUUUUGGUUUUUGUAGCUGUAGAAAAGUGCGACGCCUAGAAGCUAACACGUAAAGAGAUACUAGUGUCUUGACAUUCUGCCAAACUUCUACGCCUCAUAUUAUGUUUAUGUUUUCAGUACCUCGACUCUACUUCUGGUAGUUUUACUUCUUGCCAUAAUCCUUCUAGUCGACUCCAAUUGUUGUUGUGCUGGCGGAGGUGGCCUCCUGUUGCCACAACAAUGCGCCUGCUGCAAUGGAGGCGGCGGUUUAAGUAUUCCAGGCUGCAACUGUGGCCCACUUGGGCUCCCCGGCGGUGGAUGCAGUAGUUGUUGCUGCAACUGUCCGCAAUCCAUGCCAGUGAAUUUGAACCCAAUUGCGUGCAUUUGUCCGCAAAAUCAAAAUCAGUGUCCUCCCGGACUACAGUUUCCAAAUCAACCGCAGCCGAAUCCGCAGCCAAAUCCGCAACCAAACCCAAUGCCCCAACCAAUGCCUCCACCGUCGUCAACAUCGCCUCCAGUCAUGAUAGUUUCGUCCUGCGAGCCGUGUUGCAGUCCGUGUGGAGGCUGCGCAGGAGGAGGCGGAUGCUGUGGUGGAGGUGGAGGAUGUGCUGCACCAUGCGGCGGCGGCGGAGGAGUUUGCGUGCCAGCCUGUGCUCCAGCCGGCGGAUGCUGUGCUCCAGCGGGAGGGAGAAUCUGCAUUCAAGGUGGAGGUGGAUGUUGUGUUCCAGCUUGUAAUCCAUGUGCUGGAAUAUGCAAUCCAGGCUGUCAAUGCGCCUGCUGUAACAACUGCUGUGGACCAACUCCAUUAGCGGGUGGAGCCAAAUUACAUUGCUGCCCACAGGCCUGCGAACGCAAAUUUUACCUAUGCAUCCCAAUGAAAGUACGACAAUGUCUGAUGCCGGAUACCAACUGUUACGACAAUGUGAUUAAAAAUGCAUGCAGUUGUAAUAAUCAGUGCCCUCCGGGGUUGCAAAUUAACAAUGGAGGAAACAAUGGGGGAGUAAUCAAUGGAGGAGGAACCAAUGGGACAAUAAUCAAUGGAGGAGGAAUGAUCAAUGGAAACAAAACUACUAACGGUAAGCACUUGGCUUAGCCACCAGCUAACACUUUUUCACCUCUAGGAACCCGUCGAAGAAUAGUCUACGAUUAUAUUGACAUCGACGAAGUAGAUGAAGAAGACCUCCCAAAACCAAAAAAGAAGAAGAAGAAGACUAAAACAAAGAAGUCAGAUGAUACAGAGAAUAUCACGAGGUUACGACGUCAAACCUUGGCAAGAUUCGACUUUUUGGACACGGGAGUCCUCAACAAAACUGUUGGUAGGUUAAGAAGAUUUGCUGGGCUUGUUGAGAUGCCGAGAACCACUUCUGUUACAUUUCCCAUUUUAUAAUCGCACAUUUCCACCAAUCUUAUAUAAAUUUCCAGCAAAUGAAUUUGGAGAACGAGUUCGUUUCAAGUAUGCGCAAGUUCGCAAUCAGUUUACUCAUGCCAUAUUUUCAAAUAAAGACAAGAAACCCCAUGGAUAUACUCAUACGGUACGAUAAAUAAAAUUUCAGUGUUAUUGCUUUAGACAACACUACCGCCAGCUAUGGCAAUGCCUAUAACAACGACGACACAUCAGGCUAUCACAACAAGGCAAUGGAAACCCAUUUUUGCAAAUGCCGCUACAUCUAUGAUAACAACAACCAUGAGUUCGACAACAACUACGGCUACGAUGAAAUCGACGACCACUAUUCCAAAGACAACUACAACCGCUGAGGAAUCGCUAGAAAAUACAACUAAUAUAACUCCGCCUCCGGUCGUUCGCAGUCCCGGGCAUAUUUCCUUUGGUAAUGCAACAGUGCUCGCUACAGAGAAACCGGUGUUAAUUCACGCGCCCGUGAAAGGCAUUGAGACUCCUGAUACAGCUGAGAAUAUCCAUCAAAGUCUCAAUCCAUUAUAUGAUAAGAGAAAAGACAUGUCCGAAGAGGAGGAAGAUGGGCAAAAAACAGGGAAAACCGUUAAACGAAGAAUUGGGAGAUGGAAAAGGAAGCAUGGAGAGGUGGUUGAGAAGUCGUUGGAGGCGGCGACCAGUUAG
Molecule: messenger RNA, 2154 nt
Organism: Bursaphelenchus xylophilus (pine wood nematode)
Lineage: Eukaryota; Metazoa; Nematoda; Chromadorea; Rhabditida; Aphelenchoididae
Source: the annotation of a GenBank genome assembly